AUGUUCAAACGAUCGUUCGCCUCGAAGGAUCGCGCGGGCAAGACAACUAAACCGCAGAAGAGAUCGUUUCGCGAGGAAACCAAGCAGAAGAUGCUCGACAAGCUGGACAGUCCGGCGUCUGUGGGAGGAACCUCUCCCAGCCUCACCAGUGCCAUCAUCACUCUGGCGAUUGGACCAGACCAACGACUGUUCGCUGCCCACGAAGACGUACUGUGCCACUCGCCGUUCUUUUCGGCGGCGCUGCGGGGCCAGUUCUUCGAGACAAACAACUCUCGACGCAUCAACCUGCCAGACGAAGAACCGGAGAUCUUCUCUUGCGUCCUCGAGUACCUCUACAAGGGCGACUACUACCCUCGCCUCAUCAUCGACAAGAGGCGCCAUGCCUGGAAACUCGAGGGCGCGGUCGAGACUCCGGACCCCCAGAACCCUAACAAAACCGGUGGUCGCGGCAGCAGCCAGCCGACAAUCUUUCACGCUGGCGUGGGCGACGUCAUUCUCCGUGACACGGCCGUGUACUGUGCCGGAGAGCGGUACGGCCUCGAGGAGCUCAAGAAGCUGGCACUGCGCAAGCAGGGCCUGCAGACGGGUAUCGAGGUCAGCACCAUUCUGCGCAGUGCGCGAUACGCCUACGAGAACACGCCUGACAGUGACUCGCGGCUCCGCGCUCACUACUUGGCUCUGAUCAUCCGCAGUCGGCGCACGUUCAAGCGCAGCGGUACGAUGCAGACAGAGAUGGAAAUUGGCGGCAAAAUGUUCUUUGAUCUCUUCGUGGCCAUGUGCAACCACAUUGAUGACAUUGUGGAGAUGAGUAACGGCAAAUCUUCCAAGGCAGUCUAA
Aplosporella prunicola CBS 121167 is the source of this 837-nucleotide messenger RNA. RefSeq lists its product as uncharacterized. NCBI's taxonomy places the organism in Eukaryota, Fungi, Ascomycota, Dothideomycetes, Botryosphaeriales, Aplosporellaceae. The coding region runs from base 1 to 837 and encodes 278 amino acids. Gene Ontology annotation, molecular function: protein binding. The transcript is spliced from 3 exons. The record is from RefSeq and is a predicted model, not a curated record.